GCAAUACUAAAAAGAAAGUAGAAGUACGGUAUUCGAGAGGUUAUAAAAAAAUACUAAAAUUCUUUUUAUUAACCAUAAUGUAUCAUAAAGUGAUGAUAUAUUGACAAGUGAGAAAUACAAUUGGUACUCAUAGAAAGCCGGUAUAAGGUUGCAAAAUAUACUUCAAUGCAUUCUACAAGAAUGGUGGAAGAAAGUGUAAUUGGAAAGAUGUGCGAAGAAGGGAAUAUUUGUUUGUUGUUUCGGAAAAGUUGAAUAUAAUUAACGAAAUCGUUCUAAACACGUGCCGAAUUGUACAAUUUUCUAUAAAGUAUAUCAGUUAGAUUGAAAUCUAACACGUCCGCAUGCGUAUUAAUUACUUCUUUUUGCAAACUCGAUCGAAAUACAUUAUCCGACAGGAGAGCACUCUUUGGGCUCCAGAGGAAAGAAAAGUUGUUGUAAUGGCUGCCGUGUCAUGAAAUGAAGGUGCCGAGCCAGUUUUGUGGUUCCACGAUGGAGGACAACUCCAGUUCUGCAUCUCAAAAUCAUAAUGGACAAUUAUCUAGUGGUUCAAAUGUUUCACUGACAAAUAAACAUCAGGGCAAUGACAAUGGUAGCAAUGGCGAUGCUAAGGAUAAACGACCACAAUACUCUAUGCCUGGCGUUCUACAUUUUAUUCAACACGAAUGGGCUCGCUUUGAACUUGAAAGAUCACAGUGGGAACUUGAUAGAGCAGAAUUCCAGGCUAGGAUAGCUUUUUUACAAGGUGAAAGGAAAGGUCAAGAAAAAUUGAAAAAUGACUUAGUAAGAAGAAUAAAAAUGUUAGAAUAUGCACUUAAACAAGAACGAGCAAGGUAUCACAAAUUAAAAUAUGGCACUGAUUUGGUAAUACCAGGAGAUGUAAAACCUCCUAUUUAUGAAGAAGGUAGUAGUACUUGUGCUAAUUCUGAUGUUGGAGGCGGUGGAGAUGGUGAAGCUCCCUUUACAUCUGUUAGUAACAUUAGUUGGAGACAAGGGCGUCAAAUUUUAAGACAAUACUUACAAGAAAUUGGUUAUACUGAUACAAUAAUAGAUGUACGAUCAAACAGAGUUAGAUCAUUACUUGGUUUAAACAAUAACACAGAUUCAGAAGAUUUGAAUACUCCUGCAUUAAAUGGCAAUGAACCAUCAAAUAAGCAAACAAAUGAAAAUAGUGUUCGUAGAGUUCCAGGAAAAAAGGUAGAGCAACCAUCUUCUAUAGCAGAAGCAAUAAUAUUAGAUACAGAAGCAGCUGUAAUGGCGAAUUUUGAAUUUCUGGCUCAUACAGAUAUGGAUAUGGAAGAAGAAGAAGAGGAUGUAGAAGAUGACACUUAUGAUACAAAUAUGGAUCCUAAACCAAAUAAACCAUCUAUUCUUUUAACAGAAGAUGUUGAUGCAGAAGCUGAAGAAGUAUUAAAUGAAUUAAAUCUUCUCACAGAAAUUGAAGAAUCACCACCAGGUUCUAUUCAUUUGGAGAUAGAUUCGUCGGAAUGGAAUGCAAUUCAUAGAGGUUUACAAUCAGAUCCAAAGCGUCCAAAUAAAGAAGGUGAUUCUGCAUUGGAAUUGGGUGAAUUGGAGCAGUUGUGUGUUAACAAUGAGGCGGAAACAUCAUACGAUAUGGUAGCUACUACAAAAGAGACCUUAAGAAAAACAUGGAAUGCAAAAUAUACAUUACGUUCUCAUUUUGAUGCUGUUCGAGCUCUUGUCUUCCAUCCCACUGAACCUGUUCUUAUAACUGCAAGUGAUGAUCAUACACUAAAAUUAUGGAACCUUCAUAAGACUUUACCAGCAAAGAAGUCAGCUUCAUUAGAUGUAGAACCAUUAUAUACGUUUAGAUCUCACAGAGGUCCUGUAUUGUGUUUAGCCAUGUAUGGAAGCAGUCAUUGCUACAGUGGUGGCUUAGAUGGUAUGAUUUACUGUUGGGCACUUCCAUCGGCGAACGUAGAUCCCUAUGAAACAUACGAACCAAGUGUCCUUCAGAACAGAUUAAGAGGGCACACAAGCGCAGUUUGGGGUUUAAGUAUGUGCGAAUCUCGAUCGCAAUUGUUAUCGCUUAGUGCUGAUGGAACUGUAAAAUUAUGGAGCCCAGAAAGUCAGUCACCACUACUUCAUACGUAUGUUUCUGAACAAGAUGGCAUACCAACGUCAGUAGAUUUUAUUAGAGACGAGUCGCAUAAAUUAGUUGUAGCUUAUGAAGGAGCUUGUGUGGUAUUUGAUACAGAAACGGGUGAAAGCGUAGCUCGUCUUGAGGCUAAUGAAACAAAGGGAGUAAAUCGUGUUGUGGCGCAUCCUACAUUACCACUUGUUGUCGCGGCCCACGAAGAUAGACACAUUCGAUUUUAUGACCAUCGAUCAGCUACUCUUGCCCAUGCCAUGGUUGCUCAUUUGGAUGCCGUAACUAGUCUUGCAGUAGAUCCUCACGGUUUAUAUUUACUUUCAGGAAGUCAUGAUUGCAGUAUAAGAUUAUGGAAUAUGGAUAAUAAGACUUGUGUUCAAGAAAUAACAGCACAUCGUAAGAAGUUUGACGAAAGUAUUUUAGAUGUAGCAUUUCAUCCUUCGCGACCUUUUAUAGCAAGUGCAGGAGCUGAUGCUCUUGCUAAAGUGUAUGUGUGAGAUGUAAAUUAAGAUACGCAUUUCUACUAUCAACAUACAACAGACGGAACAGAUUUUGUACUCAUUCUUUCUAGAUAGUUUUACUUGUACGUGUCACACUUCCAAUUUUGUUGUUAUUUAAAUAUAAAACAAAUCAGACGCAUA
Molecule: messenger RNA, 2751 nt
Organism: Osmia lignaria (orchard mason bee)
Lineage: Eukaryota; Metazoa; Arthropoda; Insecta; Hymenoptera; Megachilidae
Gene: Cka
Product: Connector of kinase to AP-1
Molecular function (GO): protein binding
Source: RefSeq, a predicted model, not a curated record